Saccostrea cuccullata (small rock oyster) is the source of this 2795-nucleotide messenger RNA. Its product is annotated as RNA polymerase I-specific transcription initiation factor RRN3-like. The transcript is spliced from 16 exons. Lineage: Eukaryota; Metazoa; Mollusca; Bivalvia; Ostreida; Ostreidae. The record is from RefSeq and is a predicted model, not a curated record. Gene Ontology annotation, biological process: transcription initiation at RNA polymerase I promoter. Gene Ontology annotation, cellular component: nucleus. Gene Ontology annotation, molecular function: RNA polymerase I general transcription initiation factor activity; RNA polymerase I core binding. Bases 168 to 1838 code for a protein of 556 amino acids.
AUUAAACUUAAGGAAAAUAUAAUGUGAUCGGGAUCGGGCUUCAGGAAAAAACAGAACAACACGUUUUUACGCCACUUUUAGAAGAUUUGUUGAAAUAAUGUAGUUUCACUCAAAAGAACUCUUGGUUUUUGUCGUAUCAGUGGUGGAUAACAAAAUAUUUUUAAAGAAUGUCUAAGAAGGAAAAGUCUGGAAGAUUCAAUUUGAAGGCAUUGUUAGAUCAGUAUAAACAGGGUUCACACAAACGCUACGAUGAAUUUGUCAACAUUUUAUCAGAUCCACAAACAAAGUCUGAGGACCUGAGAGUUUACUUAAGAGGCAUUAAAGAGAAUGUGACAGAACUGAACAAGGAGUUUGAGGAUUUAGUGGGAGUUCUUUUGAAAUUAGACUGGCCAUGUAGAGAGCUGUCAGUGGUGAGGGAAUAUCAGUCUCUCCUGGUGGGACUCAUCUGUGUCCACUCCUACUACCUCCGGGCCAGUAUCCGCACACUCAUCAAGUACUUCACUCCUCCCAUAAACAAGUCAGUCCCAGAAACAGAAGUGAGUUUAGAGAUGCGACAAACAAAUGAGGCAGUAUUUCUCAAUGUACACAUGGUACUCAAAGCCAUCCUGGAUUCUGUCCCUAUGUCAUCGACAGUAUUAUUACCCCUACUACACGACUUGUUUCCGUUCCUUGGGAAGGGUGCGUACAUACAGGAAUGCUAUGUCAGAAACCUCCUACAGAUUACCACUUACCUCCCCACUGCCAGACAGAGGAUCCUGGAACUGGUCAUAGACAGGAUGCUUAAAUUAGAUGUUCGAGCCCCACGGCAAGACAUACAGGAAACUGAGGGGGACGAAGAGGACAUGGAGGAAGGCAUCGUGUUUGAUAUGGAUUUUGAACAAGACUUAACCAAAGAUCUGAACAGUAAAGAUUUUGAUAGGAAAUGUUCAGAUAAACCUAUGACACACAGAGAAGCCAAUAUACUGGAUGUGUGCAUGGAGAUGACCUUGACCUAUAUAUCCAAUGUCUGCUAUACUAAUGGCGUGUGUAACUGGGAGGCCACUAAGAAGCUGUACCGGGAGAUCUUACUGGUGUUUGAUCGCCUCAUCCUCCCGACGCACGCCUCCUGUCACGUCCAGUUCAUCAUGUUCUAUCUCUGUAGCACCAAACUGCACAAGAACCUCCUCUCCAGGGCCAUGUUUGUACCUCUCAGUACAGUAACAGCUUGUCUAGACCUUAUGUGUGAAUGGGUACACCUGUACUUGGACAAUACUAGUGAGGAGAUUGUUAACGCGGACGUCAGUCAUCACGGACCAUUCUACUCUGUCUGUCAGGCUGUCUUUUAUGUGUUCGUCUUCAGAAACAAGGAAAUCUUUGAAAUGAAGAAAGGACAUAAUUGGGCAGAGAGUCUGAAUUUGCAGCGAAUCGUCACUUGUCGUUUAAAUCCCCUCAGGGUGUGCCUGCCAGUAAUUGUCAAAAUGUUCUCUUCUAUUUCAAGGAUGCAUCAGCUGGCUUUUUGUGAUACGAUUAUUGAGCGUAACAAGCGCUGUAUAUUACCGGUGACCAGUAAUGGUGUAGGAACCUCGUCUGUUCUUACUGAGCUGGACUCAUAUUUCCCGUUUGACCCCUAUCUUUUAAAUAGGUCUGGUCGCUUCAUCAUUCCUCUGUACAGAGAAUUCAAAGGUUCAAUUGAAGAGGACCAAGAGCUUUCUGAGGGUGAAGAUGAUUUUCUGCAGGAGGAACAACCGUCUCCCGUGUCUGAAUCAGUACCCCAAAGUAUGUCUCUGGGUAAAACUCCCAAAGACUUCCUUCAUUAUGGCAUUUCUCCAGGCUUCAAGCAUAUCCAGGACAUCACCUGAACGUUUGAUUGAUUGAUAUUUCAGUGUGCAAUACUACAUGUCAUUAAAUGACACAGAUUGAAAUAGACUUCUUCAGGUCGCCAUUGUUAGGCUGAUGUUAUUUCCAUUGUUGAGUUGAAAAUGUGGUUGUCAUGACUAGAAGUCAUUUCAUAAUGCUUCAACAUUAUAAAGUAAUCGAAGUACUGUUUCUAAUUGAGUAUUUCUCUUUACUAUUGUUGUAUGCCUGUAAAGUAUAAAUAUACAUGUAGUCGGUUAGGGAUUUUUUUUCAUUGAGUUGAACAUUUGCUUGUUAUGACAGUCGAAGUCCUGAUUAUACUUCAGUGUUUAGAAAGAUGUUACUGUUGAGUUUUUCUGUUCUCUUUACUCAUGUGUUCCUUUGCCUGGUCAUUCCUGUAAGGUCAUUCCUGUAAGAACUACAUCAUAGUAGUACUCCCUACAUUUCAAGAAUUACCCCUCUAAGAAUACACUACAUUAUUUUCACUUAUCACGUAAUGUAGAAUUAAUUUUUUGGUGUCAGAUUUUCAUGAUUUUUAGGGACUUGAUUUCAUAGCGUAAAGAAGAGGUACAUGUAUAAUAAAGUAGUAUAGAAUGCUACCAUGUUUUGGAGAAAAUGAAUUCAUGUAUCACAAAAACAGCAAAAAUUACAUUCCUCACCCUACCCACUUCAAAUUAUAAAAGAUAAUGUUUACACAGUAUUCAUUUUCAUGAAUUUUAGGGAUUGAUUUGUUUACAUUGGUACUUGAAGUUUAAUUCAAUAUUAAUAUCAUGUUACAUAUAAUUUAACAUAUUUAUUAACAUACAUGUAUUUAUUUUGCCACAUAUUGUCAGUGAUGAAAAGAAAAAUAUGAGAAAUGCAAAGAUUUUUUAAGAAGGUAGUCAUCUAUAUUUUGGUAUUUUCCUCAAAGUCUUGGAUACCCAUAACUGUUUUUGUUAGAAAUAAAAAAUAUUGCUGGAUAA